This is a messenger RNA of Arabis nemorensis, 303 nucleotides long. Lineage: Eukaryota; Viridiplantae; Streptophyta; Magnoliopsida; Brassicales; Brassicaceae. The record is from the annotation of a GenBank genome assembly.
AUGAGGAGUCGUUACCAACUUCUUCAGAAGGAUAGCAAAAAGCCACUUGUCUCCUCUAGAAAGAUUAGUUGGGUUAAGGAUCAAAGUCUGGUGGCCUAUAGAUUAGAGGAUCGAGAAGCUAAACAGACGGGUCGCAAUGAAGAAGCCUCUACAAUGCCCCAGAAGAAGAAAGCUAGGACAUGCAAGGCACGGUCAGCUAAUAAGCAAUCAGAGAUGCUUUCACCAGUUCCACCUUAUCAUAAAUCCAGUGAUGUGCCCGAAGACUUACAGCACAAGAGAAUCCUUCAACCUUGCUCAAAGUGA